AUGGCGUCAACACCACCGCCGCCCUCACCUUCUGACCUUCGCAUACCCAGAGCGCCGCGACAUGGGGCAAAGCACGACGAAUAUGAACCUUAUCCCACACGUUAUUCCGCUAGACUUGCAGGUCAACGAGCGUCGAGGGCUGUCCAAACCACGCCGCCCCCAAGUCACCCAAGUGCAACUGCCAAACCUGGAACAUCUAAAAGAACUCUUUCGCCCUCUUCGCCUGGAACCGCCAAAGCCUCGCCUAAAAAGGCUGCACGCUAUCACAGAACUGCUGCCUCUCGGAUUUCCCCUUUUGAUUCCGAACUUUCACUUCCCCGCACUUCUGCACAACACACUUCCCGAUCCUCUGCAGAACAGGCUUUACCUACCCCAGCUAAAACCCCUUCAAAAAAGAAGGUUAUCAGUUCCAGUUCAUCUACGUCUCGUUCUCUGUUUCCCUCAAUCUCCACCCCAAAGCGCAGAAAAAUGGAUAAUCCCAAUCAUUCUGUCGCAGAUCCCCCAGCAAUCUUUGCCGAUGAGCCUCUGAUGGGAUACACUAUCCAAGCUACAGGACAAGAAUUGGGUAUCUCUAUUCAUGAGGAUUCACGUGAUCGCAUCCCUGUAGUCGGUCCACUUUCGACUGAUUCGUUCACUCCCAAGCCUGCAAGAGCUGUUGGACGACCUGCCACUCGCUCGACCACCAGCCUUCGCGAUGGUGCCUAUUUUGUUCACCGUGGAAAAAAAGUAUUCAAACGCUUUGAUGAUAUGGAAGAGGAGGGCGAGGAUGAAGAUGACCUUGGCCUUUUCGCCAGUCGCCCCGACCUGUUAGCUGAUAACCCUGACGUUCUGAGGGAUGUGAAGCCACUGAGACGUGGCGAGAUCAAACCUCGUGUCCUAUUUCCUACCGCCGUUGAGCCUACCCAUGGCGAAGAAGAAGAUGUCACCGAUGUUGAGGAUCAUGAGGAUCACGAGCCAAUGUCUCCAACCCCGGCUUAUGCAGACCUGUCAUAUUCUGCUCCUCCCAUGUUGCCAGAUACAGCUACCUCCUUUGAGUCUGAGGUCCCACCUAUCUCUCGUUCUGCCCCCGUUGGACGUACUGGCCUCUGUUUCCCUCGCACUACCGCGAGCUAUGUGCCACCUAUUCAGUCUACUUCUUCCUCCGAGGACCUUGCUUUCAACACUUCCACCGACGAAACGCUUCGGCCCCGAUGUCUCUCUAUCAGUAGCAGCAGCAGCAGCCUCCUGAAGUACUGGCCACCCGUCAGCAGGAAGACGCGGGAGCCCGACACCCGCAGCGACCGUGUGAAGCGCCUCCGCGAGGCCCGCGGUAGCCCUGGCCCACGUACCCGCCAGGCCCUACGCGCAGAAGCAUCUGCAGAAGCUUCGACCACCGAGCCUUCCACGUCCGACUCGUAG
Penicillium vulpinum is the source of this 1398-nucleotide messenger RNA. RefSeq lists its product as uncharacterized. The coding region runs from base 1 to 1398 and encodes 465 amino acids. The record is from RefSeq and is a predicted model, not a curated record. NCBI's taxonomy places the organism in Eukaryota, Fungi, Ascomycota, Eurotiomycetes, Eurotiales, Aspergillaceae. The transcript is spliced from 2 exons.